Seriola dumerili (greater amberjack) is the source of this 1359-nucleotide messenger RNA. Its product is annotated as receptor expression-enhancing protein 5-like. Bases 96 to 641 code for a protein of 181 amino acids. The transcript has 6 exons. NCBI's taxonomy places the organism in Eukaryota, Metazoa, Chordata, Actinopteri, Carangiformes, Carangidae. The record is from RefSeq and is a predicted model, not a curated record.
CUCAGCGGCGGAGUCAGCAGCAAACCAAGCAAUCAGUCAGCCAGCUGCAAGUUUUCGGGCAAACUAUUAAUCCAAGGCUCAGGAAAAGCCCGAAAAUGAGUCAGUUGAAGGGACGCUUUGUGACUCUGCUCCAUGAGAAGAACUUUGUGACAGAUCAGUUGGCGACGCUGGAACAAAAAACGGGAGUGAAGAGGGAGUAUAUCACCUUGGGUGUCCUGAGUUUUCUCAGCCUCUAUCUUCUGUUUGGAUAUGGAGCCUCACUGCUCUGCAACCUGAUUGGCUUCAUCUAUCCAGCGUAUUUCUCCAUUAAGGCCAUUGAGAGCACCAAUAAGGAGGAUGACACACAGUGGCUGACUUACUGGGUUGUUUAUGGACUCUUCAGCAUCAUUGAAAGCUUCUCUGACAUCUUCCUCUUCUGGUUUCCCUUUUACUAUGCUGGCAAGUGUUUGUUCCUGGUCUGGUGCAUGGCUCCGGUGACAUGGAACGGUUCUGAGAUCUUGUACAAGCGUGUGAUCCGGCCAUUUUUCUUGAAACACCAGGCUGCCAUGGACAAUGUUGUCAGCGAUCUGACUGCCAAGGCUAAGAUCAUAACUGAGACCGUCACAAAGGAGGGUGAGAUACCCACAGUAGUCAUCUGUUAACCAGGUCCUCAACCAUGAAAAAAACCAGUGAGAAACACGGGAAGGCUUCGUGUGUGCAUGUAUGUGUGUUUGGGUACUUGAAAAAGUGAUUGAGAGAGUGUAUGCGUGUUUGCCACUUUGCUUUUGGUUUGUCCCCCCACCCCCCUUCCUUCCAUGACGAAUGAUGAUCGACCCCGCCACAAUCAUAUGGUAAACUGAAGCUUCACACUCCUGAAAUAAAAUCACGACUCGUUGUGCAUCUCCAUUACUUUACUGCCAUCGGUACUGCUAAGACAAUCGAUGAAACUGUGACCUUUUUAUGAGAUCUUAUUUUCUUUGUUGUAGUGUGACAAAAUAAUGAAAAGAAAUACGUUGAUAGGAAAAAUUGUGAUUGUGUAACUGCAGGUUUCAGCAACAAUGUCAGUGUUGUCUAAUUGAGCCAUUUGUGACAGAAAACUGAGGCUGAUACAAGUAUAACAGUAGAUUGCCUUAAAUGUGUCCAUAAAUAGCAUUUUCGUUAACAUUGUUAAUUAAAACUGGAAGUUUUUACAUGUCAGUAAUGUCUGCAUUGCUCUUACAAGCCUUAUUCUCGCAUGUGCCAAGCAGAAUUUAAAGUCUGUUUGAGCUAUUGGGAAGGUUCUCACUCUGUUUAACUGGAUGACUUCUGUCUUUUGAUAUGUCUUAAUUUAUCUUCUCAUAAUGAUGAUACAGUAAAACUGGGAUCCUGGUGAAAUGAAAA